This is a messenger RNA of Meriones unguiculatus (Mongolian gerbil), 1250 nucleotides long. Its product is annotated as ficolin-2. The coding region runs from base 72 to 1031 and encodes 319 amino acids. The record is from RefSeq and is a predicted model, not a curated record. The transcript has 9 exons. NCBI's taxonomy places the organism in Eukaryota, Metazoa, Chordata, Mammalia, Rodentia, Muridae.
UGUGUCCCUGCCCUACAGGAGCAGAGUGCCUUUGCAAUGCUAUAGCAAGGGCCGAGAGCUGAGCAGUCACCAUGGCCCUGGGACCUGCUGCACUGUUCAUCUUGACUCUAUACAUCAAAGACCUGACCACACAUGGUGCUGACACCUGCCCAGAAGUGAAGGUCCUGGAUCUGGAGGGCUCCAACAAGCUCGCCAUCCUUCGAGGCUGCCCUGGUAUUCCUGGAGAUCUAGGACCCAAGGGAGAAGCAGGUGCCAAAGGAGAUAGAGGAGAGAGUGGCCUCCCUGGACAUCCUGGGAAGGCAGGACCUACUGGACCCAAAGGAAACCAAGGAGAGAAGGGAGUAAAAGGAGAGAAAGGAGACACCGGGCCAUCUCAGUCCUGUGCUAAAGGACCUCGGGCCUGCAAAGAAUUGCUCACCCAGGGCUACUCUCUUACUGGCUGGUACACCAUCUACCUGCCAGACUGCAGGCCCCUCACUGUGCUGUGUGACAUGGACACGGAUGGUGGGGGCUGGACCGUCUUCCAGAGGAGGCUCGAUGGUUCUGUGGACUUCUUUCGGGACUGGGCCUCAUACAAGCGGGGCUUCGGCAGUCAGCUGGGGGAGUUCUGGCUGGGGAACGACAACAUCCAUGCUCUAACCACCCAGGGAACCAGGGAGCUGAGGGUGGAUCUCACAGACUUCGACGGCAAUCAUAACUUUGCCAAGUACCGCUCCUUCCAGCUCCAGGGAGAGGAGGAGAAAUACAAGCUUAUCCUAGGAGACUUUGUCGGAGGUGGUGCUGGUGACUCCCUGACUUCCCACAAAAACCAAGUCUUCUCCACCAAAGACCAAGACAACGACAAGGCUGCUUCCAGCUGUGCACUGGCUUACCGUGGAGGCUGGUGGUACACAGGGUGUCACACUGCCAACCUGAAUGGCCUCUACCUCGGGGGUCCCCAUAAGAGCUAUGCGAAUGGUGUCAACUGGAGUACAUGGAGAGGGUACAACUACAGCUACAAGGUUUCUGAGAUGAAGAUGCGCCUCAUCUAGCUUCCCACACAGGGAGGACCCUCCAAACUCCAGCAUGCUGGCAACGGGAGCCUUCUAGCUCCAUGGGCAGCUAAGGAAGGAGUAUGCCCACCCUGCCCUGCUCUGCCCUUUGCCCACAGACCACAUAUCCCUUGACCUCCAAGCCGGCUUUCCUUACAUACCUAUAAUCUCACCCCAAAGGAAAAAAGUGCGUUUCCAAAUGCUGCUUGUUCUCUGACA